CUAUAUAAGACGUGUUGUAUGCUUGCCUUGAUGCAUUACUAACCCGUUUGAGGGUAGUUAGAGAAGCUGUUGUGAACUGUGUGAACAAAAAAGUAUAAAAUGCAUGGUAUUUCGGUGACUAGUGUAGUCACUCUGUUGCUGGUGACAGGGCUGGAUGCUAAGGAUUUGUAUACCCGUGAUCCUCGCUGCCCACGUGUCGAUGAUCCGGCUAAGACGGUACACCUAACGCACCCGACGGACUGUAAUCGUUUUCUGGUCUGUUCGUCCGGUAUGGCGUACGAGAUGCGUUGUCCGGAGGGAUUAGAGUACGAUACGGAGCAACGCAGCUGCGAUUACGACUAUCUGGUCCGUUGCUCUGUUGAUGGCAGGGCUCAGGUGCAACAGGCUAGCUACGGUUUCGAGAUGCCCUUGGAGCGGCUCGUACUGAAUCGCCCGGCCUGGAACGAUAUGCAGGAAGAGCGCGAUGAAGUCCCAGCCCCACAGUACAAACCGGCAGUCAUUGUCGUUGAUGCUCGGUGUCCCCGAACGGAUGAUCCGCUGAAACCAAUCCACCUACCGCGCACCGGGAACUGUAGCAAGUUCAUGAAGUGUUUCGGAGGCCGUGCCUAUGAGAUGGACUGUCCGAAGGGGUUGGAGUUCAAUACGAAGAAUAGUCGUUGCGACUAUCCUGCGCUAGCCCGAUGCAGCCGUAUGUGAGCUUAAGUCAUACCAAGCAAAUAAAACUAUCGCUAUCGAUUCGAGUUAGAAAAUCUUAGAAAG
This is a messenger RNA of Anopheles funestus (African malaria mosquito), 759 nucleotides long. RefSeq names its product peritrophin-1-like. The coding region runs from base 100 to 696 and encodes 198 amino acids. NCBI's taxonomy places the organism in Eukaryota, Metazoa, Arthropoda, Insecta, Diptera, Culicidae. Gene Ontology annotation, cellular component: extracellular region. The record is from RefSeq and is a predicted model, not a curated record. Gene Ontology annotation, molecular function: chitin binding. The transcript is spliced from 2 exons.